This is a messenger RNA of Aureobasidium pullulans EXF-150, 1345 nucleotides long. RefSeq lists its product as uncharacterized. The transcript is spliced from 3 exons. The record is from RefSeq and is a predicted model, not a curated record. Bases 179 to 1201 code for a protein of 340 amino acids. NCBI's taxonomy places the organism in Eukaryota, Fungi, Ascomycota, Dothideomycetes, Dothideales, Saccotheciaceae.
GUUGGUCAAUGCUGGUGAAUGAACGGUUAAUCCCCAAGCAAAAUCACGCUUGAUCGUCUUUCGUUCGCGCGCUAUCCCAUCCCAGCCUCCCACUCUUCCUCCUUCUUUUCCCCCUCCCAACUUUUGGUUUCCAACUUUUUUUUUAUUCAUCCACAUUAUUCUACACAUCAACGCGACCAUGCCUCGCGCCAAAUCUGUCAAGCCCGAAGUCGCGCCCAAGCCCGAGGUUGACCUCCAGCAAAUCACCAUCGAUAAAGCAGAGUUCGUUCGCACUCGUGACGCGCUCGUCACAUCAUGGAUCACUCUCCAAAACGCCCUCAAGAAUGCCACUAGCGCAUACAUUGACCACUCCAAUGCUGUCCUCGGCGGCAAUGUCGACCUCGACCCUAGCCAAAUGGACCUCGGCGCAUUCAUCCAAUCCGGCGAACUCGUCACUGUUGGUGGUGGCCCUCCCGCAGCACCAGAGAAGAAGCAGAGAAAGAAGGCCGAGCCUAGAGACCCCAACCAGCCCAAGCGCCCCUUGACAGCCUACCUGUUGUGGCUGGGCGAGAACCGUGAGAAGAUCCACACCGAGCUUGGUCCCGAGCAGAAGAGAGGCGAGAUCUCGUCAGAGGGUACCAAGAGAUGGCAUCAGCUUCCCGAGGAGGUCAAGCAAAAAUACAAAGACGCAUACCAGGCCUCGCGCGAAGUCUACAACAAGGAGCUUGCAGACUUCAAGGCCAACGGUGCACCAGUUGCUGCAGAAAGCCCCGAGGCAGACGAUGACGAUGUCGAAGCCGAUGAGCCCGCCGCAGCUGCUACCGCUGGCGCAGACUCGGACGACUCAGACGACGACAGCUCAGACGAGGAAGAGGCACCACCAAAGGAACCCACUCCUCCCCCAGUCAAGACUCCCAAGUCCGCCAUGAAGGGUGGUCGCAAGAAGGUCGAGAAGGCCGCUCCUCCAGCAUCAUCCCCUCCACUCCCAGCCUCCAGCCCCGUCAAGAAGGGCGCCUUCACCGCCGUCAACGGCGCCAACAAGCGCAAGAGCAAGGCCGAUGCCGAGACCGUCGCCGAAGAGCCCAAGAAGAAGCGCGGUCGCAAGGCUAAGGAGGAAGAGGCCGCCCCUCCCGCUUCCACCCCCGCCGAGCCCCCAGCCAGCGCAAAGAAGGACAAGAAGGAGAAGAAGAAGGGCCGCAAGAGCGUCGGUGGUGAUGCUUAGAUGGCUGAACCACCUUUGCCCGAAGCCACCAUCAACGCCUUCUGGAACGACGACACGCCUGCCGAGCAAAAGAUCAAGAAGAAGCACCGCAAGAGUCACGAUGGCAUAUUCAAGGCAGAAGCUUGAAGAUGAUGAAAACAAUGG